Messenger RNA from Musa acuminata AAA Group (dessert banana), 936 nucleotides. RefSeq names its product transcription factor TCP20-like. NCBI's taxonomy places the organism in Eukaryota, Viridiplantae, Streptophyta, Magnoliopsida, Zingiberales, Musaceae. Gene Ontology annotation, molecular function: sequence-specific DNA binding; DNA-binding transcription factor activity. Gene Ontology annotation, cellular component: nucleus. The record is from RefSeq and is a predicted model, not a curated record. The transcript has a single exon. Bases 1 to 936 code for a protein of 311 amino acids.
AUGGAUCCCAAAGACUCAUCGAAGCAGCCACAGUAUGUUUCCAGGCUCCCCCAGGAACGCUCUCUCCCACUGUCUCAUGAAACUGAUGCAGCAGCAGCAGCAGAAAGUAGCGAUCUUGUGCCUGCCGCAGCCUCAGAGAGGCACGGGGGAUUACAGGUGGUGGCAGCGGAGAAGGAUGAGCAGAGGAAGCAGCUUGCGCCCAAGAGGAGCUCCAACAAGGACAGGCAUACGAAGGUUGAAGGCAGGGGGAGGAGGAUCAGGAUGCCGGCCCUCUGCGCCGCCAGGAUCUUCCAGCUCACCAGAGAAUUAGGCUACAAGUCCGAUGGGGAGACCAUCCGGUGGCUCCUCCAGCAGGCGGAGCCCGCCAUCAUCGCGGCCACCGGCACGGGCACCAUCCCGGCGUCGGCCCUUGCCUCCGCAGCCGCGGCUGGCCCCACCGGUGCCACCGUCUCCGCAGGCCUCCAUCCCAAGUUCGAUGAGCUCGGACCCCGGCCUAACCGGGCCAUGCUGGGGCCUGCUAGCUUUGGCCGGCCCCUCCACGGUCUUUUGCUGCCGCCUGGUGUGCUUGACUCCGGAUUCCUGCAACCUGGUUCGGCCGCCGCUGCAAGUUCCAGUGCGGGCGGCGGCGACACAUCGGUGAGCAGCUUGAUGCAGAGGAUGGGGAUUUUGCACGGGCUGGACUUGCCCGACGGCAACACAGGUCCGAUGAGCUUCGCGUCACUGCUGGCCGGACAUGGACAGCAACUGCCGGGACUGGAACUUGGGCUAUCACAGGAUGCCCAUUCUGGUGCGCUGAAUCCUCAGGCCUUGAACCAAUUCUAUUCGCAGAUUGGGCAUGUCAUGGGUGCAGCUGGUUCAGCUGGGAGUGGGCAAUUGCAACACCAGCAGCAACAACAAGUCUUUUCUGCGGAAGACGAUUCACAGGAGUCAGAGUAA